AUAGGACUCCUGCUGGCCAGCUGCAGCCUGAGCCUCCCCCAUGCAUCUGCAUUAGCUCUAUAUCAGCUUCCCUCCGCUGCCUUACAUACCAGACCGGCUCACUGCUGCUGGGGCACUGGGACUCUAUAGAUCUGCUCAUCUUGUGGAGUGGCAGGGAAUAAUAUACUGGAAAUCACAUCCUAGGAGUCACAAUGCCUAAACUGAAAACCCUUUUUCUCCUGUUACAGAUACUACUGGUGUCACACUGGAGGUGCAAUGCACAAGCCAAUUACCAAGUCCUCGAUCUUCUCUCUGCCUCAGUCCAGAGGCAGGUCGCAAACUUCCUUCAGCAAGCUCUGAACAAUCCAUCCAUGAAUGAAGUAUAUUUACUGUCCACAUUCAAACUGCAACCUAAAUCCACAGCUACACUCUUUGGACUUUAUUCUUCAAAGGACAAUAGUAGGUUCUUUGAAUUCACAGUAAUGGGCCGUUUAAACAAAGCCUCUCUUCGAUACCUCAAGAGUGAUGGAAAGUUAAACUCAGUUAUCUUCAGCAACAUUGAGCUGGCUGAUGGAAAGCAGCAUACACUUCUCCUGCACCUCAGUGGUAUCCACCGUGGACCCAGCUCUGCUGAGCUAUACCUGGACUGCAUUCAGGUGGAUGCUAUCAAGGACUUACCUCGACCAUUGUCAGGAAUAAACCUGAACACGGGCUCAGUGCAGCUGAAAACUUUGCAGAAACGCUCACAGGAUACCUUGGAUGAACUAAAGCUGGUGAUGGGAGGUUCUCUGUCACAAAUAGCCUCAAUCCAAGAUUGUUUUAUGCAGCAGAGUGAACCCGGACAGUAUGCAGGUGAUGUCAGCAGGCAACUAAUAGGCCAAAUCUCACAGAUGAAUCAAAUGUUGGGUGAACUCAGAGAUGUCAUGAGGCAACAGGUUAAGGAGACCAUGUUUCUGAGGAACACUAUCGCUGAAUGCCAGGCCUGCGGUUUGGGUUCUAAUGAUCAAUAUCCAACACCCGCUCCACCGCCCCGCAAACCCACUCCACCGCCCCGCAAACCCACUCCUCCUCCAAAGCCUAAGUGUGACAUCACUUCCUGUUUCCGAGGAGUACAAUGUACAGAAACAGCCACUGGAUUUCAGUGCGGACCCUGUCCCCCCGGUUACACGGGGAAUGGCGUCAUUUGUACCGAUAUAGACGAGUGUCGGUUUAACCCUUGUUUCCCUGGCGUUCGAUGCAUAAACACUUCUCCUGGAUUUAAGUGUGAAGCCUGUCCUCCGGGAUAUACAGGAGCCAGUGUUCAAGGUGUUGGCAUUACAUAUGCGAAGGAAAACAAGCAGGUAUGCACAGAUAUCAAUGAAUGCAACAAUGGAAGAAAUGGAGGCUGCGUGGCUAAUUCUCUCUGCACAAACACCAUGGGCUCCUAUCGUUGUGGACCUUGCAAAGCUGGCUUUGUCGGUGACCAGAUUAAGGGUUGUAAUCCAGAAAGAAGCUGCCGGAUCAGUGGGUUGAACCCAUGUCAUUCCAGUGCUCAGUGUAUCGAGGAAAGAGGAGGUCAAAUUACCUGUGUUUGUACAGUUGGAUGGGCUGGGAACGGUUAUGUCUGUGGCAAAGAUACUGACAUUGACGGCUAUCCGGAUCAAGCUCUGCAAUGUACCGAUAAAUUCUGCAAAAAAGACAACUGUCUGUACGUUCCAAACUCAGGCCAAGAGGACAUUGAUAAGGACGGAAUGGGAGAUGCUUGCGAUGAAGAUGCUGAUGGAGAUGGCAUCCUAAAUGAGCAGGAUAACUGUGUGCUGGCCGUGAACAUCGACCAAAGAAACAGCGAUCAGGAUAUAUUUGGGGAUGCUUGUGACAACUGCCGCCUGACAUUAAACAAUGACCAAAGAGACACAGACAGUGAUGGCAAAGGAGAUGCUUGUGAUGAUGAUAUGGAUGGAGAUGGUAUCAAAAACUUCCUGGACAAUUGUCAGCGAGUCCCUAACGUGGACCAGAAAGACAAGGACGGUGAUGGUGUAGGUGAUGCCUGUGACAGCUGCCCGGACAUCAUCAAUCCAAACCAGUCAGACAUUGAUAAUGACCUGGUUGGCGAUUCCUGUGAUACUAAUCAAGACAGUGAUGGAGAUGGCCACCAGGACAGCACAGAUAACUGCCCCACGGUCAUCAACAGUUCUCAGUUAGACACAGACAAGGACGGAGUAGGAGAUGAGUGCGACGAUGAUGAUGAUAAUGAUGGAAUUCCUGACCUCCUUCCUCCAGGGCCAGAUAACUGCAGACUGGUUCCCAACCCUGGACAGGAGGAUGACAACAAUGAUGGAGUGGGAGACAUCUGUGAGUCGGACUUUGAUCAGGACACCAUCAUUGAUCGCAUCGAUGUUUGUCCUGAAAAUGCAGAGAUCACGUUGACCGAUUUCAGGGCCUAUCAGACUGUUGUUUUGGAUCCAGAAGGCGAUGCGCAAAUUGAUCCCAACUGGAUUGUUUUGAACCAGGGAAUGGAGAUUGUGCAGACUAUGAACAGUGACCCUGGGCUUGCUGUCGGUUACACAGCAUUUAAUGGAGUAGAUUUUGAAGGCACAUUUCAUGUGAACACGGUCACGGAUGAUGACUACGCCGGAUUUAUUUUUGGCUAUCAGGAUAGUUCAAGCUUCUACGUGGUUAUGUGGAAACAGACAGAGCAGACAUAUUGGCAGGCCACGCCAUUCAGAGCCGUAGCAGAGCCCGGUAUUCAACUGAAGGCAGUAAAAUCAAAAACUGGACCAGGAGAACAUCUAAGGAACUCUCUGUGGCACACGGGAGACACCAAUGACCAGGUGCGUCUGCUUUGGAAAGACCCCAGAAACGUUGGCUGGAAAGACAAGGUUUCAUACCGUUGGUUCCUACAGCACAGACCGCAAGUUGGUUAUAUCAGAGCCAGAUUCUACGAAGGGAGUGAAUUGGUGGCAGAUUCCGGCGUCACUGUGGAUACCACCAUGCGUGGAGGACGGCUCGGCGUUUUCUGCUUCUCCCAAGAAAACAUCAUUUGGUCCAACCUGAAAUAUCGCUGUAAUGAUACAAUCCCAGAGGAUUUCCAGGCUUUCCAAGCUCAGCAGUUUUCUUCUUAAGGCAACAGUUUGUUUUUUUAAAACUCGAUUUUGUUUGAUAAGAAAAAUAAUUCACUUAUUUUCAUCUGAUGUAACAAAGUUUGAUUUUUUUUAUACUUGCUGUACAUGAAUGUAUGUGAAUUAAAAUGGAUACAAUAA
Molecule: messenger RNA, 3218 nt
Organism: Spea bombifrons (plains spadefoot toad)
Lineage: Eukaryota; Metazoa; Chordata; Amphibia; Anura; Pelobatidae
Gene: THBS4
Product: thrombospondin 4
Exons: 22
Coding region: 192-3080 (962 amino acids)
Biological process (GO): cell adhesion
Cellular component (GO): extracellular region
Molecular function (GO): calcium ion binding
Source: RefSeq, a predicted model, not a curated record